Messenger RNA from Micropterus salmoides (largemouth bass), 651 nucleotides. RefSeq names its product RAD52 motif-containing protein 1-like. The coding region runs from base 73 to 651 and encodes 192 amino acids. Lineage: Eukaryota; Metazoa; Chordata; Actinopteri; Centrarchiformes; Centrarchidae. The record is from RefSeq and is a predicted model, not a curated record. Gene Ontology annotation, molecular function: RNA binding. The transcript is spliced from 5 exons. Gene Ontology annotation, cellular component: nucleolus.
UAAGCGGAAGCGCGGUAAACCCACAGACUGUUCAAAACAAACCGCGGUGGAGACAAAGAGAGUGACGGUGUGAUGGAGGUGGACAUCCUGGAGUUCCACGUUCCUGUGGAGAACAACAAGACUCUGUUUGUGUGGGACAUCCAGCCGUCCAACACCGAAGCUCAGAUCUACGACGGCUUGGACCGCGUGUUCUCGUCCUUCGGUCCUCUCUACCUGCUGAAGGUGUGUCCCAACGCGCCGCUCAACCCGCCCGGGUUCUACGCCCUCAUCAAGUUCUACUCUGCUGCUCAGGCCUCAAAGGCUCAGCGGCGGACUGAUGGACGCUCGCUGUUCCAGAGCUCUCCACUCAAGGUGAGGCUGAGCUCCAAACACACUCCUCACUUCCUGUCUGACCGCAGCAGACCGCUGAGCCACGCCCGCUGCCUGGAGCUGGCCAAUCACUACCUGGGAUUCAACGGCUGGACCUCUGACAUCAUCACACUAAAGGAGCUCACCAACGAAGAAGAGGAGGAGGAGGGCGGAGGCCGAGUCAGGAGGCUGAGGUUGGGCUGCCUGCUGCAGCUCUCCUUCCCUCACCACGGGCAGACGAGCAGAGCGGCAGCGGUGGUGGAGGACAGCUUCACCUGCACAGGUGAGCAGCAGCAGGUGUAG